AUGAAUAAGUGGCUAAAAACGCAGCCACCGUGGGAAGUCCCAAACCGUGUUAGGUGGAUCGAGAACGAUCUUCGCCGCUCAGCACCAUACGCUGGGCUAGAGUGGAAGGCCGGAUGGCCUAGGGAUUUCCCUCUGAGAACUACGACUGGAGUGCAGCGCGCGCUCGUAGCAUGCUCACUUGUAUGUCCAGACCGGCUUCCAGAGGUCGUUGCUGCACUGUAUCACGCCUUUUGGGUUGAAAAAGAGGCUGUUCAACGACCAGAGAUAUCACUCCCCGUCAUUGGCGACGUUGUUGGCGAAAGCCUUGCGCGCGAGAUCGCACAGAAGAGCAUCACAAUUGCGGUACGAGACAAAUUAGCCAGCAACACGGACGAGGCUCUCAGAGAUGGUGCGUGCGGACUUCCUUGGCUGAAAUGUACGACGGCGGAUGGAAGCAGGACAGAGAGCUUUUGGGGAUUUGAUCAUAUAGGUCAGGUGGCAGAUUUUCUUGGCCUGCCAGCGCCGAUGGAAGACGAAUCGAUGCGCAAUUAG
Molecule: messenger RNA, 531 nt
Organism: Verruconis gallopava
Lineage: Eukaryota; Fungi; Ascomycota; Dothideomycetes; Venturiales; Sympoventuriaceae
Exons: 4
Coding region: 1-531 (176 amino acids)
Biological process (GO): glutathione metabolic process
Cellular component (GO): peroxisome; mitochondrion
Molecular function (GO): glutathione transferase activity; glutathione peroxidase activity
Source: RefSeq, a predicted model, not a curated record